This is a messenger RNA of Cydia fagiglandana, 2316 nucleotides long. RefSeq names its product cilia- and flagella-associated protein 36. Bases 72 to 1085 code for a protein of 337 amino acids. The transcript has 7 exons. Gene Ontology annotation, cellular component: ciliary base; axoneme. The record is from RefSeq and is a predicted model, not a curated record. NCBI's taxonomy places the organism in Eukaryota, Metazoa, Arthropoda, Insecta, Lepidoptera, Tortricidae.
UUAGCGUAAAAGUAUUCUAGGAGGAGACUGUUAAAGAAACUAAUUGAAAAGGGAUUGGUAAAGAUUUGGUCAUGUCGACGGACAGUUCAGAUGGCAAUGCGUGGGUAUUUGACUCUCUUGUGGGUUUUCUACAUGGUCCUGUAUGGAAUGUCCCAUUGCAAACUUUUAUAGAAGAGAAGUCUCUGCCUUUUGAGCCUACGGACAAUGGGGAUGUCUUGGACAGGCCAGAAUACAAGAAGAUUCAUGAUGAAUAUCGGAAUCUGGUAGAUGUGAUGCUCGGAUCCUUCAUGGAUGACAUCGGCAUCUCCGCCGACCAGUUCGAGGCUGCAUGUCGUCUGUCCGCUCGCGAUUUGGCCGGACUACCCGCACAGUUCCACCGGCGGUUGUUUGAGCAGAUCUGGGCUGCCAACGACUACGAUAUCUUCGUUAAGAUGAUGACGCAUAAAAAUGUUGAGCUGCAGCUGCAGGCACUAGAGUUGAUCGAGAGGCGUUUUGGAGCAUUACCCAGCCUAUUUGCAAACGUAUCGGAAGAUCUGGAGACGUCCCGAAGCGACGAGAGCGAAGACUGGCCUGAUGCUGACGAUGUCAUGACUGAGAUUAAAAAAUUACAACUGGAGGAUUUCGAAGAUAAUGCCGUCGUUAACGUUCCUCCUGAAGAAGUGGUGGCUGAAAAGCAAACCCUUUUGACCAAAGCCUCCAAGCUUCAAAGCUUUGAAAGGAUGGAGAAUCCUACUGAGAAAAAGAUUAAUCCGCCAGAACCCACUAUUCUGGAACCACCAAAACCCGCACCGAAAAAAGUUGAGGUGAGCGAGGAGGAAAUCCGUGCUCGCCAAGAAUACUUGAAGCAGCAGCGAGACAAACUUCUAGCGCUGAAGAAGCAGGUGCGCGAGAAAAGGUUGGGCGCCGCUGAAAUUGGGUCAGAAGGGAAAGGAGAAGGCCCAAGCGGCCAAGCACGGCCCCGCUCUGCGCGCGUAGCGCAGGCCGCGCUCGCCGGCGCGCCGCCGCCGCCGCCGACGCCGGAUGCCAUGCAACUGCGCAAGGCGCUCGCCUCCAAACUGAAGACUGAAGUCGUCGAUAACCACUAAGCUGACUGUGCUUUAUGACCGGCCGUUCCAAAUAGUACAAGCAAUGAGAUUAAAACCCACAGAUUAUAAAUUAUUCCAACUGUCCAGGAUGACUCUAGGUAUGCAGUCUGAUAGCACGUUUUUUUUGAACGAUUGCAUUCUCUACUAGUCAACCUUAAGGCAAAGCAGAGAGAUGAAGAGAUUAUUGAUCAAGACACCCUGAUACCUCAGGUAUUAUUAUGUGAGUUGCGGCUCACUCAUAAACUUAUCAAAUUCUAACCUCGUACCCUCUGUGCAAUAGAUUCAGUGAAUAGUCCCAUUCAAUAGCACUUGCUUUGGCCCCUGGGCUAUAAUCGCGAAAAUCGAAGUUCGCAAAUUGCGGGGAUUUUUCUCUGUCACUCUAAUUACGCCUUCAUUGGAGUAAAAGAGAAAGAUCCCCGCAUUUUACGAAUUUCGGUUUUCGCGGUAGCCGCUCUGGAACGUUUCUCCCUUGACGUCAUUGAAGAGAAUGGUAAAGAGUAGCCAAGCCGCAAAAGUUCCUUUCGAUGUGCAGUUGACAGGGUUAACUAUCUUAUUUUAGUAGCAUUGUCACUCAUAUUGCAAUGAAAUAAGGUUCAUACUCUGAAUAAUUGAAGAGCACCUAACUGUAGCGUAGGCUUCUUCCCAACUAUCGGAAACGGCCGGUAUACUUAAUGUGAUUACACGAUAAUAAGCUAACUUGAUUGUGAUUAGGUAAUGGAAAAUAAAAUAAAACUUGACGUCGUAUUUACCUUAUAUUUAUAUUGCUUACUUAACUAGUGACAUCAUAAUAAUAGCAUUAUGUAUAGUAAGCUUAUUUAUUUUACACAACUUGCCAAUAGGUAAAUCUAUUUUUCACUUUAAUUUGUGUAUAAAUUAGUUUGAUGGUUAUCCAUCGAGAGAUAAAAAAUAGUCAUCGUUACAGUCUACAUUCACCUACGAGUUCGUAUUUUAUUCAUUUAAGAAAUGUUAUUUCAAGGAAUAUAGGAGCCAUCCCACACUAUUGUAUCCCGAGCGUUGGUGUCAACAACAUGAACAACUCUAUGACUGCUGCUCGACGCAACGAUGGCGCAACUGCGCAGCGACGCCAUUUUCCAUAGCGCUGACUAGACACCGACGCUCAAAAGACGCUAGUGUGGGGUGGCCCUAAGAAUCGCAUGUAUAAUAUAAUCUAAUUGACGGCUCAAUGCUAUAAACACGCGGCUGUUGGCAGAUUUGAAAUAAAAUUAUUACA